Callorhinchus milii (elephant shark) is the source of this 1733-nucleotide messenger RNA. It is a transcript of the gene cfap36, whose product is annotated as cilia and flagella associated protein 36. Bases 112 to 1371 code for a protein of 419 amino acids. The transcript has 11 exons. Gene Ontology annotation, cellular component: axoneme; ciliary base. Lineage: Eukaryota; Metazoa; Chordata; Chondrichthyes; Chimaeriformes; Callorhinchidae. The record is from RefSeq and is a predicted model, not a curated record.
UUGGUUGGUUGCUAUGGAGACGGGCUCGCAGCGGCUCCAUCCGGGUCCGCGGGCCGGCGAGCUCUCCGUCCUGCGGAGGGGGAGAGAGGGGGAGAGGGAGGCGGCGUGAACAUGGAGGAGUGGGUGGUGGAAGGCAUAGCGGGUUACCUCAGCAGCCCCUGCUGGACCAUACCCACCACCGACUUCGUCGAGCAGAACUGCAUAGUUUUUGACGAUGAGGAAGAAAACAAGUUGUCUUACACGGAGAUCCACCGCGAGUACAAGGAAUUGGUAGAGCAGUUAUUGGAGGGUUAUGUUCAGGAAGUUGGGAUCCAGGAUGACCAGUUUUUGGAAGCUUGCAGCUCUCCGCUUGCACAAUCUGAGUCGUUUCAGCCUGUGUUCCAACCAGUAUUAGCUGCAGAAGAUUUUCAAGUGUUCAAAUCAAUGAUGGUACAGAAGAACGUUGAACUACAAUUGCAAGCUCUUCGAAUGAUCCAAGAGCGAAAUGGAGUUCUACCUGAAUGUUUGACAGAUGGCAAGGACAAAACCAGCGAAUUGGAACAACAGGAGAUGAAAAUUUUAAGAGAGGUGCUAAAACGGUCAAAAGAAGAGUAUGAACGUGAGGUAUUUAGGAGACAUACAGAAGAUUUGGGAGAAGGAGCUGGAUCAAAUAUAGGACCAAGAAGUGAUGUGGAGAAGGCCAUUUUGGAGAACUCGCGGCAAGAGGAAGCUCGUCUUGCCAGGCAAAAUCAACAAGGAAAAGAGAAUCUGCAACGGGCUGUUCAGAAUUCAUUACAAAAGAGAGCAUCAGCGAGAGAAGAUGUAGUUGCAUCCACAAGUAACCUUGAUGAGUGUACUGAAAAGUUCAUGAAACUCUCAGAUAAGGUUCCAGAUGCUGCGUCGUCCAAUGCAACCGGAAAAAAAAGCAUACUCAACAGGAGCAAUGAUCAACAAGCCAAAACUUUAUUCCCAGGACGAAGUAACAGAUCUUCCACGAAAGUAUUGGGGCCAAUCAGAGGCUCAGUGAAACAUCCCAUGCCUGCGGAACUAAUCUCUGUAGAAAAGAACAUAACCAAUAAUGAGGCAGCAGAGGCCUGGCUACAGCAAGCACAAAAGGAAUCUGGAAUUUCGGGUCCUAUUACAGAACUUCCUGAGAAUGAGAGAAAGCAUCUUCAUGAGCGAGCAACAUAUCUCAGAGAUCAGCGGGACAAACUAGUUGCAAUGAAGAAAGAACAGAGAGAGAAACAGUUACAGCAAAAUGUAGAAAAAUACAAUCAACAAACCCCAAUACAAGCCAAAGAGAUGAAACAAGUGUCCGAGGAAGAAAAGCAGAAAAUUCAGAAAAGGAAACAUUUGGCAGAAAAACUUAAACAGGAAGUAAUCAAAAAAUAAAGGCGUGACUGGAUUUAAAGCUGAAGGAAUUUAAAACAUGACCUUUGAUUUACUAGAGACCUUUGGAAUACAGUGUUUGCUUCCCCCCCACCCCAAAUGAAUACCAGAAUAGCUCUACAGUAACUAGUGAUAGCUGGCAGAGGAUAAUGAACCCCUACAGUACUAUGCUCCAACAUACAGGAACUUCCAGCCUGUAAAAGCAGAAUUCAAUUCUAUACAACUUAGAAUGCUAAUCGGUGUUUGUAUUCUUGUCGAGUGCAAUGUUAUGAAGUAGUAACCAUUGUUGCCUGUAAAACACUGAAAGUAAUAGCCAACUAAUUAUUUCUGGUACACUUGUGCAAUAAACUGGUUUGUUACAGAUG